AGAAGGCUCGAUCGAUUUGUGUUGCUAGCGCCCCCAAUGAGAACCUUCCACGAAUGAAGUCCUCCUGGGUAUUUCCUGGCUAGAUGCAUUGUUCUCAGCGCUGAAAAGCGUAGGUCAGAAUAGCCAGUUCUUGCAUUGAUCAGGCAGUUCGUUAGAUCAAUUUUUUAGAAAUGGCAAGCAGCUAUCGUCUUCUCUUGUCUCUGGUCGUCCUGUUAGUGUGCUUCCACGGCUCGCUAAGUGAAGGCGAAGCAGAGACAGCAGCCGAGCCAGAAAUAAUUAGUGAUGUGCUCGUUUUGACGGACGAGAAUUUUGACGAGGCCAUCAAGGACAAUGAGAAUAUACUGGUAGAGUUCUAUGCCCCAUGGUGCGGGCACUGCAAGGCGCUGGAACCGGAGUAUGAAGCCGCUGCGAAGAAGCUGCGAGAAGAGGGGAGUGCCAUUCGCCUGGCCAAGUUGGACGGAACUGCGCACAAGAAGGCGGUGGAGCGAUUCAGUUUGAAAGGAUAUCCGACGAUCAAAUUCUUCAGCAGUGGCGAAGAAACGGAGUAUUCAGGUGGCCGUACAUCCAAGUCUAUCAUUGCCUGGCUAAGCAAGAGAACGGGACCACCUGCCGUUGCUCUGCCUGACGUGGAUGCUGCCAAGACGUUUGUCGGCGAUCGCAGUGUGGCCAUCAUUGGCUUCUUCCCCGACGAGACGACGGAGCAGGCGCGGGGAUUCCUGAAGUCUGCGCAAGAUGCUCCUGACGAUUUGCGCUACGGCUUGACAGGUACGAGCGACGUAGCCAAGGAGUACGGGAUUGAGUCUGAGUUUGGUAUUGUGGCGGUGCGUACGUUUGAUGAGCCACAGGUGCAAUAUGAUCAAGACAACUAUACGGCAGAGGCUAUCUCAGCGUUUGCACGCCUAAGCUCCAUGCCCUAUGUCAUCGAAUUCUCGCAAGAUAACGCUGCCAAGAUCUUCAGCGGCGUCACCAAGCGUCAGUUCCUCUACUUUGGUUCCAAGCAGUCAGAGGACUACGAGUCUCAUGUGGCAGUGCUACUGGAACAGGCUAAGAAACACAAAGGAGAGAUGUUGUUUGUCACGUUCAAUACGGAUGAGGAGGAGAAUGUCAAGAUCCUCGACGUGUUUGGCUUGUCCAACACCUCAGUUCCUGCCGUGCGUAUCAUUGAGCUGGCAGCGCGUGACAUGAAGAAGUAUCAGCCAGAGACUGGCGAGAUCACCGCUGAUGUCAUCGCUCCGUUCAUUGAAGGCGUCAAUGACGGUUCAAUCAAGCAAUCGUUGAAAUCCGAGGAGAUCCCGGAGGAUUGGGACGCCAAGCCUGUCAAGCAAAUCGUCGGCAAGAACUUCAACGACGUUAUCAUCAAUAACGAGAAGCAUGCGCUCAUCCAAUUUUAUGCACCAUGGUGUGGACACUGUAAGAAACUGAUGCCGGUGUGGGACGAAGUUGGAGAGUAUUUUGAUGGUCGUGAUGACCAUGUCGUUGGUAAGAUGGAUGCCACCGCAAACGAAGUGGAGGGUUUGAAAAUCGAGAGCUUCCCAACCAUCUACUAUUUCCUUCCCAAUGGCAAAUCUAGGCCUAUCAAAUACACCGGAAAGCGUGAGCUGGAGGCGCUACUUGUGUUUGCCGAGGGUGGUGGACGUGACGGUGGAAGACCCGAUCACCCGUUCCCAGUACCAGCCAAGCCAAAGCCAGAGCCAGCCGACUUUGAGGCCGAAGAUGAAGAGGAUCUUCCUCUUGAGGAGACGGAGGAAGAGAAGGAAAUCCUGGCUGAAGCAGAGCAGGCGGCAGCGGAGGCCGAGGAAAUGCCAGCAAAAGAGGAGCUGUAGACAGCUGUGGAUAUUGUGAUGCUCCAGUACUAGUAGAUAUGGAGUCUAUACGUUUGCACGCACACACGCACGCCAGCGCCCGUGUGUGCGUGUGCAUGUACUUGUCGAGCUGUGUGUCGGCUUAGCGCAGCAUAGCUCUGCCUUGGCGUGCACAGCGCGGAUAAGCUUCUCCCUCAGCUUCAGCAGUGCUUGCUGCAAUCAUUGCAAUGUAGCUGCUGCUGCUGCUGUGUGUGUGGUGUCUUCGCUUUACCUCUCGUAUCACACUGGGCCAGGCAGCAGCUGUGGAUCGACCGCCACUUGUAGCUGCGCCGGGCUGUUUGGUGGCCGGGCUGUUUGGUGGCUGCUGCUGACACAGACACGAUGAUCAAAUCCAUGCCUAUAGAUAAUAAUAAUAAUUAUUAUUACGUGUUUUAGUGUUUCUUGGUUGCUCUGGGUACCGAGAUCUGACUUAUCAAGAUGUCUUUCAUUGUAGAGAUUGAAUUUUAUUCCUAGUGCAAUUGACAAUGUUAGCUUUUGCGCUGCCGUAGACCAAUAUUAAUGAUUUUUGCUGCGACUUGAA
Sycon ciliatum is the source of this 2382-nucleotide messenger RNA. Its product is annotated as protein disulfide-isomerase 2-like. The transcript has 11 exons. Gene Ontology annotation, biological process: protein folding; response to endoplasmic reticulum stress. The record is from RefSeq and is a predicted model, not a curated record. Gene Ontology annotation, molecular function: protein disulfide isomerase activity. Bases 171 to 1823 code for a protein of 550 amino acids. NCBI's taxonomy places the organism in Eukaryota, Metazoa, Porifera, Calcarea, Leucosolenida, Sycettidae. Gene Ontology annotation, cellular component: endoplasmic reticulum.